AGAUGGGCAUUGCGACUCCAGCAGUAUAACUACACGGUCAAGUAUCGUCCAGACACCAAUUAACGAGCCCUCGGGACAGUCUAUUGCCAAAGAAUAUAUUAACUUUGUAAUAGAGCAAGCCAUCCCUAGAACAAUUACCUUGUCGAAGGUGCAAGAAGCGACAAAGAACGAUAAAGAACUGCAGUCAGCUGGACGAGCACUUCAGUCUGGCAACUGGAAAGAGAAAUCCAUAUCAGUUUAUUUUGCAGUACGGCAUGAAAUAACAUCAGUAACGGGUGUACUGUUGAGAGGACACCGACUGAUUAUACCUAUAUCACUUCGAAAUAGAACUCUAGCCCUGGUACACAGGGGACAUUUGGGAAUUGUCAAGACCAAACAAAAUUUGAGAACCAAGGUAUGGUGGCCUAGAUUAGAUAAAGAACAGAGCAACAUGUAAAGGAGUGUUUGACGUGCUGAAUAUCUGGUAAUCCUGAACUCCCUCCGCCUCUAGCAGUUGUCACCAUGGUCAUGUAUUCAUGUUGAUUUCUACGGACCAGCACCUACAGCCACAGGAGAGCAUCUAUUGGUGAUGGUAGAUGAAACAACCGGAUUCCCAGAAGUUGAGAUUAUGAAUAAAACCCCAACUUCUCAUACAAUACGAGCGUUUGAAAACGUUUUUGCCCGACACGGACUGCCAGACACAAUUAAGAGCGAUAAUGGGCCGUCGUUCCAGUCCAAGGAUGUUAAGGACUAUCUGACAACACAUGGCAUCCACCAUCAUUGUGUUACUCCUUUAUGGCCCCAGGCCAAUGGAAAGGUGGAAGCAGGGCCGUAGCUAAGCAUGCAUAGUUCGGGGGGUGUAGGCCAAAAAUUUCCGAAUGACGAAAGAAAUUUCCGAAUAUUUCAUGGCAUACGAAGCCACGAAGGUGUUUGCUAUCCGGAAAAUGAAAACGCAAUUUACAAACAAAAAUACUCGUAUUUUACGCACAGACAUAUUACAGAAGCAUGCAGUUCCGUAGGAAGUUCUUUUUUAUAAGGGGGUGGCGAGGGCCGAAGGCCCGAGGAAAUUUUUAAAUUUAGAGUCUCUUAAGCCAUUUCGUGGACUUUGGGGGAAAUUUUGACAGAAUUCUGAUGGUCAAAAAACAGAGUUUUAGCACGUCGAAAUUUACAAUUAAUUUGCUUACAAUUUAGAAGAACUAAAUGGGCGAAGGCGUAUAUGGGUAAUAUGAUUCUUUGCGGUUUGUCAUGGGUAAUGUAGCCGCUUAAAAUAAGAUAUAUUAAGGGCUUCCCCCUCCCCCCACCACCAUUUCCACGGCCCUGGGAAGUAAUAAACCGAAAAACAUUUACCGAUCUACGAUUUGUUAAAUGUUAUCCAUGUAAAUGCCGUGAUUUUGUAAAUCAGUUUAUGAUACUGACACUACAAUUUUAUAAUAUUUUCUCUGUUUAAUUAAUUAAACAACUAAAAUUUUGUUAUACUAUUACUGCCAUAAUUUUCCGAAUGACCAACCUGAUUUUCCGAAUAUGUUAAUUCUAAAAAAGUUGGGGGGGGGGGUUAACCACCCCCCAAUACCCCCCCCCCGUCGCUACGGCCCUGGGUGGAAGGCUUCAUGAAACCUAUGGGUAAAGCCAUUCGAGCGGCUUGGACGGAGGGUCGAGAUUGGCAAAGAGAACUAUUUGCAUUUUUGACGAAUUAUCGUACCACGCCCCACCUAUCUACAGGUGUGGCGCCAUCCGAGAUGCUUUACAAAAGGGUAAUUCGACCUACCGUUCCGUCUUUCUCUCAGAGACCUGCCAAUACAGCUGCAGAAAGGGUUUUGAAAGGAAAGGCUAAGUCAAAACAAUAUGUAGAUGCUAGAAGGACAUACAAGAAAGUCAACGAUAAAGGAAGGAGAUACGGUGUUGGUGAAACAGAAAAAGAAGAAUAAGUAUACAACCAUGUUUUGUCCUCAACCAUACAAAGUUAUCAAUGUGCGAUAUUCCAGAGUAACAGCGCAAAGGGGCGAUCAUGUGAUUACAAGAAACAUUUCGCAUUUUAAGAAAUUUAGUGGAGCGUAUAGAGAAACUGUUCCGAAGCCCGAGUCAGAAGACGAUAUUACCAUUGCGGCCCCACAAGCAGGACAGGACAAUGAACAAGACAUAACUAAAGAUAGGUGUCCUUUAAGAGCAAACAGAGGCGUACCGCCAGAUUUUUAUGGAUGGUAA
Messenger RNA from Paramuricea clavata, 2181 nucleotides. Lineage: Eukaryota; Metazoa; Cnidaria; Anthozoa; Malacalcyonacea; Plexauridae. The record is from the annotation of a GenBank genome assembly.